AUGCCUAGCAUUCUUUCGUCUAGCCCAUCUGAGGAAGAAACGCCUUGCCUCACAUUGCCUACCGAAAGUCGGGGACCAUGCGACUUAUGUUCGUCCAUAUCACGCUCUGCAGACGAUGAGGAGAUAUAUCCAGCCCUCCACACCGAACCCACGAGUACUAUGAGCCUCAGGCCUGACAGGGAUGCUGAAGAUAAGCACGGAUGCUGGUACGAAGAUGCGAAGACCUGGCGUCCUACAUGGCUUCGGCCCGCGGUGUUACUGACGUUCUUUGCCUUCUUCCUUUUUUCUACCAUCACACUCCCGGCCAUGUUUUAUGUAUCCCUGCGAAACAAUGGACUCGUGGAAACGCGAGAGAGUCUCGUUUACCUUUGGCGUUUUGGUCCAACAGCGGUGCUUACGCUCAUAUCCAUUGGCUGGUCGAGGGUCGAGAUGCAAACGCUGAGGUACAUGCCAUGGGUCGCCUGCAGCCAAGAAAGUUCGUCGAGUAGAAAUUCUGACAAUGACGAACUUGAUUAUACCGCAAUGUUUCCGCCAAAGGCUUGGACAGAGUCUUGGAGAAGAAAGCAUUAUCUCCUCUUCAUUGUCGCCGUUAUUUCAAUUACCCUAAAGAUUCAGAUUGUUCUCGCCCCGGGCCUGUAUAGAAUUGAGACAAUCGAAGCUGUUACUCCAAUCGAAGUUGAGAUUCUCGACUCAUUCAACACAACCAUACCGGGUUGGCAAUCUAGAGAUACUAGGCCAUAUUAUAUGGCGCAAGCCAUCGGCAACUUCGAUAUGGGCUAUCCAUUUGGAGUCAACGAACAGAUAUCAUAUCAGACAUUCCAACGAAGAAGUGGCUCUAGAGGCACAGUCGAUGCACCUAUCGAAGCUACCGUGGCUGGUCUUUCGACGGAAACGCAGUGUCUAAAGCUAGACAACUAUUCCUACUCAGGACUUACACAGGAUGCCAACGGAUUCUCUCUGUAUUCUGUCAGAGACCUGGAGCUACAUUUCAAUGGCUGCGAGGAGCCACUAUCGAUACCUGGAUUCCAGAAUACCACCAACUAUUACGGCAACACUACUGGAAACUUUUCUCAUUGGGGAAGCCAUUCUGCUUUGAUCAAACCAACAUCAUGUGCAGGACUAUCUCCUGAAUUCAAAUACUCUUUAUAUUAUGCGGCUCGCUUCGAAAGACCCUCAAUAAAUUCUUCGUCGUUGGACUUUGAUCUUGCAGCAGUCCUCUGCUCUUCUGGCUUGUGGGUCUCAAGAGUCAAGGUCACCGACAACGCUACAAUGCCGCUAGUUGAAGUACUACCGGACGCGGACAGAUACCCAAUCACCGCAAAUCUUUGGACUCUUAUCGAUAAUUCCGUGCCUUCGGGCAGCUGGAACGAAUCGAGCAUCAAUUGGGUGUCGGGUCCAGUUGAGACUGCUUACAACUUUUUCGGCAACUUUUCAGGAAUGCACGUAGACUCAUCGGACGCUUCUCUAUACACAAGUGAAGUGCUUUACCGAUCAGUCAUGGAUAUGUCUCGUAUUCUUGGCCCCUGGGUUGGAAACUAUCGUCUUCGGCACAGUAAUGACCAAUAUCUCAAUGCAACUGGGGCCGUUUUCACGAGAGUGACCAAACUCAUGGUCAACAAGUGGACUUGCGUAUCCAUGACAACGAUCUUUGGACUGAAUAUCCUCAUGGUGGCUCUUGUACUUCUCCCAUACGGAAACAUGACUAAGAUAUGGUACCGAGAUCCUCUCACGAUCAUUGGAAAUGUGACGUUUCUCCAACAUCUCAGAACAUCCUCAGGCGGAAGAUCAAAAUAUAGCCCCGGGCUCGAUGACAAAGCAACCAAAUGGGGCAACUGCGACUUUACACCUCUUGUGCUGAGUACUCGGGCUCGAGCAUCAGCGAUUUUUUUCAUCGUUGCCGUUAUAACGGGACUCUGCUAUUCUUUGAAGACAUCUAUGGAAUAUCAGGGAAUUGCGACAGUGAAUGAAGAGGCAGGUUAUGCAUAUCUGUUAUGGACUUCUGUCCCGACACUUAUCAUGCUCAGUAUUGCGCUUUACAUCAACUCUUGCGACUUCGCAUACCGAGGUCUGGCCAUACUAUCCGCUCUUUCUACCAAAUCUUGCAGGGCUGCAGAAAUGGAUUCAUCGUUCUCGGAUAUGCUAGGUCUACGAGUACUCUACUACUCACUACACGCAACUAUCGGAACUGUAACCGUAACGCAGUUCCUUGCAAUUAUCUGUGGUUUACUCACAACUCUGAUUUCGGUUGUGUUUACCGUCAAGACAAUCCCAGAGGCGAGCACCAUCUCGUUACAACAGAAGACCUGGUUCGGGUCUGGGGAGGCAGGGAAUGCUACAGCACUCAACUUCAAGAGGCAAAUCUUGAGCAGCCUCAUUCUCCGUCAGGAUGAUGGGCUCUUGACAUAUCCUAAAAACACGUACGAUACUCUGGUCUUCCCAACAUUUAGUACUAGCGAUGAACUAGACCCAUCGCAGAAUAUAUCAGUCAAGGUCAAUAUUUCGGCCGCGAUGCUCAAACCUACCUGCUGGGUAGUGCCUCCAGAAGUUUAUAACCUGACGAACCUGGAACGGUCCGACGACUCCGACGGUACCUUUGCAGCUCAACCCCGAAUCACCGAAAGCUUUACUUGCCCUAAUGGGAGCCAAGCACAGCUCUCCCAAGGUAUCGGUGUCACCGUUGGCGAAAGAAGGUCCGAGUACCUGUACUUCGCAACAAGAUUAUAUUCUCCAGAGAACCCAGCCACCGCGAACAGGUCUUGUAGCUUGGGGCUCCGCGAUACCGAUGCCAUCCCGGCUAUAACUAGAUUUCAGACUUACGCUAUGGGAAAAUACUCCCAAGAAGAAGAGAAGUUCUUGCAUUUCUCUCUUACAAGAUGCCAGUAUUCCUGGGUUGAGUUACCAACCGAAGUCAAUUUCACUUUUAGCCAUGGGGAGUAUGUCUUGAAUUCAGGGGAUCUACCACGUCCGGAUGAGUCUCAAGCUCAGUCUUGGAGCAUACCUUUCAACAUACCAGACAUCGAUAACCAGUUCAAAGCCAGUGCCGUCACCCAAAUCAACGAUGCAGUUCCCCAAGUAGCAGUGAGCGACCCUUACGCAGGGUACUUCGACUCCUGGUUUAGGACAUUGUCUUCCCCAUUCGGUCGAUUUUCGUUGGAUGCGUUCGGGGACCCAAAUUUCCAGGAAGAAAUCCUUAAAGACAUACACCAUUUAUAUGGAUUCCUUGCGGCUCAACUAGUAAACCUUGAGAAUCGCAUUGACAUCACACAGAAUUCGAAAGACAGCCCUCCGCCAACCCCUUUCAAUCUGACUGCCAACGUUAUCAACCUCAGUCGUCACCGCCUUGUCCAGGAUCCGAUAGUCACAUACCUCAUUGUAGGGAUUUUGACAUUGACGGCACUUCUGAGUCUCUUGAUGUUAAUCUCGGAUUCGCUCGGCACUGCCUCCUCAAAAUCGCAACUAUUCAGCAUGAGAAUCGAGGGUCUGGCACCAGACGGAUACAACAGUAUAGCCGCAAUGGCCGCCCUCCUCAAAGACUCAAACGCAAUGGACCACCUCCCCGAAGGCGCCGAACACAUGUCCAAGAAAGAACUCCACGAAAAGCUCUCCGGCCUCCGCUUCCGAAUGGGUUGGUUCUGGCGCGAGAGUACACGAACGCGACACUACACCAUUGGCGUCCUGGACGAUGAGAACUUUGAGUAUCUAGGGAACAAGGAUGAGAUUGCGAGAGAAGAUGCGUUAUUGAGACAUCCUCCUGAAUGA
Molecule: messenger RNA, 3759 nt
Organism: Colletotrichum scovillei
Lineage: Eukaryota; Fungi; Ascomycota; Sordariomycetes; Glomerellales; Glomerellaceae
Exons: 2
Coding region: 1-3759 (1252 amino acids)
Source: RefSeq, a predicted model, not a curated record